GUCUGAAAGCAGAGCCUUAACUUUAGCAAAAGACUGCCUCAACUCCAUCCGUCCUCCACUCAACUUGGAAGUCCAAAAACCUUCUACUUAAAAACAAUAGGAGUUAACACGUUCGCACUUUCUCCUCGGGAGAUUUACCUUCUUCAUGAAAAAGACAGAUAUUUCGCUUUUAAGAGUUUCUUUUUCGGUUGAGUUUUAUAAUGACCAUGACUACGAUGGCUGACGGUUUGGAAGCCCCGGACUCCAAAUCAGCUUUCAUGGAGUUUGGCCAGCAGUCCCAGCAAAGUUCUCCAGCCAUGUCUCACAGUCACUACCCGGUGCAUUGUCUGCACUCAGGACACUCACACCAGCACGACAGCUCGUACCCGGCCGUCAACACUUACAACAGACCUCUGCCUUAUCCCUACGUGAGUCACUCUCAUCACAGUCCUUACCUGCCGUCCUACCACAGCAACAACACUGGCAGCCAGACACGUUUAGACGAGGCAGAGCAACAAAAGACAACCGUGAUUGAAAACGGUGAGAUACGUUUCAAUGGGAAAGGAAAAAAGAUCCGCAAGCCUCGAACUAUUUAUUCAAGUCUACAGCUGCAGGCAUUGAAUCACCGUUUCCAACAGACUCAAUAUUUAGCCCUGCCCGAGAGAGCCGAACUCGCCGCUUCACUGGGACUCACGCAGACUCAGGUAAAAAUAUGGUUCCAGAAUAAACGCUCAAAAUUUAAGAAACUGAUGAAACAGGGUGGAAAUCCCCUGGAGAAUGAUUCUGUGUCCGGAUCGGCUGGUCUUUCCCCUCGUUCCCCAACCAUCCCGCCAGUGUGGGACAUCUCAGCUUCGGCCAAAGGUGUCAAUAUGGCCUCUAACAGUUAUAUGGCUGGUUAUUCUCCCUGGUACUCCACGAGCCACCAAGACAACAUGCAAAGACAGAUGAUGUAGCAUCCUGAAACCAAAAUCUUUCAAUGGAGUGAAUUCAAUGGGGUUAAAGGGAACCCGUCGUUAGACACUGCCCAGAUGCCCAGUCACCAUGUUGAAUGGAAGAUCUAGCAACGAUUACAGUCGCUAAAAGCCACGUUAAAUCGGACUGGCACUGGGCAAAAUGGAGGGAUGGUCGGUGACUGUAGACAUUACAAAAAGUCCGCCACUGUCUCCAGACAGUUCAUAAGAUCUGAUGAUCACAAAAAUACGAAUGCAAUAUGGAAGAUUUUAUGCUGAUUUUAAAACAGCGUGGGUUGGUGAUGCUAAUACGCACUGGAAGCAGAUAAAAUACACGUUGUAUGUAUAUAUUGUUUAAUUUUAGUUGUACAUAGUUUAUAUGGGUUAUGUUUCUUUUCAUAUUGAGUAAUAAAUCAUGAAAAAGUCAAUGUGUCUUGUGGUUAACUUCAUUAAAAAGUACAAAUAAAGAAUUUCACUUCAAGGAUACAGAGGCCAUUGACAAUAAUUCCCGCAUAGUAAAACCUGUACCGUUUUGAAAGGGAAAACGUGAUGUUUGGUUUCA
Molecule: messenger RNA, 1491 nt
Organism: Mobula hypostoma (lesser devil ray)
Lineage: Eukaryota; Metazoa; Chordata; Chondrichthyes; Myliobatiformes; Myliobatidae
Gene: dlx6a
Product: distal-less homeobox 6a
Exons: 3
Coding region: 201-932 (243 amino acids)
Biological process (GO): embryo development; cell differentiation; negative regulation of transcription by RNA polymerase II
Molecular function (GO): DNA-binding transcription factor activity, RNA polymerase II-specific; RNA polymerase II cis-regulatory region sequence-specific DNA binding
Source: RefSeq, a predicted model, not a curated record